AUGCCGCCAUCUCCAACUCGCCACCGGCAUCAGACUAUUCCCAGUCCGUUGGUGCAAACCGUGGCAAGUCUAUGUCGACCACCACCUACUGCCAAACCUUCCUCCUUUUACGAUAUUCCCCAAACACCUAUUUGCCUCCGUGCGGAGCAAAUAAUUAAGGAAGAAAUUCCCGAUUGGGCUGCGAACCACUGCUUCCGUACAUACGCCUUUGGUCUAGCCAUCGCGAAUUAUGCUGGAUUAGAUACCGAGCAGGCUAAAGUGCAGUUUGGAUUCGACAAAGAGCUCCAUUUCCUUACAUGUGCUCUUCACGAAUGGGGAAUGAGCGAGGAAGGAAUAAAGCAGAGCAAACUGUCACUAGAGCUGUGGGGUGCCAUCAGGGCCCGUGAAUGGAUUCUUGAACAAAAAGGCAGCAUGUCUGAGACCACAACCACCAAGCCACUAGGUGAGUGGGCCGACUUGGCGGCUGAGGCUAUCGCACGUCACACAAUCGAAUUCCGAGGCUUCAGUAAGACUGUCAAUCUUCAAACUGCACUUCUUACUCUCGGCUCUGGUCAAGACCUCAUGGGACUCUCGUCGGCAUUUGUGCAUGCCGAUGACAUCAAGUUUAUCUGUGAAAAGUGGCCACGGAUUGGAUACGUUGAUGGACUUCGUGAUUUGACCAAAGAAGAGGUGGCGCGGAAGCCGGGUUGUCUUUUUGAAGGAUGCUGGGGUGAUUUUGACCCCGGUAUGUACCAUGUGUCGUGCUUCAAGGGGCUGCAGGGAUCUUUGACGAAGAACUCCAGUCCCCGAUUGUAA
Molecule: messenger RNA, 795 nt
Organism: Penicillium hordei
Lineage: Eukaryota; Fungi; Ascomycota; Eurotiomycetes; Eurotiales; Aspergillaceae
Exons: 1
Coding region: 1-795 (264 amino acids)
Source: RefSeq, a predicted model, not a curated record